AUGGUACUGCACAAUGAUGAAUAUUUAAUUAUCAUUGAUCCAAGUUAUGAGAAUUUACAAACAUUUCGUCAAGAUUUUGAUUAUGAUUUAGUCGGUAACGCUAUCAGCUUACAUGCAUCAUUUAUUCGCAAUCCAAUCGGUUAUGUACACAGUAUUAUUGAACAACAUGUGAUAGAGUUGGCAUUGACUAGUCUAAUCUGUUUCGGUAUAUUUCUUGUUACGAUUUGUUUGUUGUAUAUAAUCAAACGAAUGAUUCAUUAUAUCAAAUUAAUCAAGUUAUUUAUAAAAGAAUUCAAAAGUUUACGAUCACAAUUAAAAGAGAUUAAGAAAAAUAAUUUACCAAUGAAUUAUGAUUUAUAUGCAAAAUCAAUAUUCACUGUAUUAAUAAGUUAUUAUGAAUUAUUCAAAGGUAAAGAGAAGAGAAUUAUACCGGAAGAUAUGAUUGAAUUUGAAAUAAUACGUUUUGUGUUAGAAGCUGCAUGGAAAAAUACUGUAAGCAGUAGACAAUUGUUGGUAUACACGGAAAAUUUGAAUAGAUCAACUGAAGAUAAAUCAUUGAAAGAACCGUUAGAAGAGGAUUUAAACAAUGUAAUUGACAAUCGAAAUGUAGUAAUGAUUGAUGAUGAGAAUCAAAAUAUCAAUAAUUCACGACCGCCUAAAAAGUCUUACAUAACAGACGAUAAUGAUAAUGACAGGAUCAAUAAAAUAGAUUACCGAGGAAUAAAUAAGCAAAAUCUAUCAAAUAAAUCAACUGUAAAACCACGUUAUAAAGGAAAGUAUGAUUAGUUCCAAUGAUAGAAUUACACAAUAUGGUAGAAC
This is a messenger RNA of Schistosoma turkestanicum, 819 nucleotides long. NCBI's taxonomy places the organism in Eukaryota, Metazoa, Platyhelminthes, Trematoda, Strigeidida, Schistosomatidae. The record is from the annotation of a GenBank genome assembly.